UUUAAAAGGGAAGCACACCAAAUUCACAAUUGAAUUCAACAAACCAUGGCGAGUGAAAUCCAAUUGGCAAGAAGAAAGAAAUCAAAAAGCAAAAGAAAGCGAGACGAAUUAAGAGAAAGGGAAAGAAUUGAACCUGUUGAAGUAGAACUCUGGAUCGGACUAAUCAACUUCAGAAUUCAUCACCCAAAAUCAGACACCAAAGAAGUAAGAAAAGUAAGAAGUAGAGAACAGUAGGAGAAUCAGAAGGGAGAGAGAAGAAGAAAGAGAUGAACAAGGAGAAACAGAGAAACAGAUAAAGAGAAUUCUGUAUA
Rubroshorea leprosula is the source of this 311-nucleotide messenger RNA. The record is from the annotation of a GenBank genome assembly. Lineage: Eukaryota; Viridiplantae; Streptophyta; Magnoliopsida; Malvales; Dipterocarpaceae.